Messenger RNA from Macrobrachium nipponense, 3472 nucleotides. Its product is annotated as zinc finger protein 836-like. Gene Ontology annotation, molecular function: RNA polymerase II cis-regulatory region sequence-specific DNA binding; DNA-binding transcription factor activity, RNA polymerase II-specific. The record is from RefSeq and is a predicted model, not a curated record. Bases 1077 to 2942 code for a protein of 621 amino acids. NCBI's taxonomy places the organism in Eukaryota, Metazoa, Arthropoda, Malacostraca, Decapoda, Palaemonidae. Gene Ontology annotation, biological process: regulation of DNA-templated transcription. The transcript has 5 exons.
UACAGGAUCACGCCUAUUACUUCCAUGGACAAGAAUUGUGUGGGGCUAACGAUUUUUAUUUGAUUAUAGUAGCAGAAUAAUUAUCGUUUAAUUUUAAGACUCGUUGACAUGAUGACUUCGGUGACAACCAAUGACCAGCAGCAGUACGCUUAUGAACUGGAUAACUGUCAUAUGUCCAUUACAUGACGACAUAAAUAAGAGAAGAUGAAUAAAUAAGAGAAGAUAAUUAAGGUAUAUUUCAAUAAAUACCUCCAUUUCUGUCAGCCUUGAGAGUACCUAGUAGUCUGAGUUUGAAGAUGGAAGCCGAAAAAGGAGUCCGAGACAGCGCAACUGUAUCUUAUCUCAAUAUGUCGCAGGACAUCAGGCGUGACGUCAUUCAAAAAGUUUUGCUUUUGGGAGGAAGAAAACAAAAACAAACAAAACUUCCCAAGUUGUUGUUGUUGCUUUAGAUUCGUCAGCCUCUGCCUUGGAAAGCAUCAGAAGACCUCGUCAUUUAGGAUAGGUCUUUGACGGCCAGAGGGACAUCUUAGCAAGCAAAUUCUUUAGGCCUAUGCGUCCAGUUAUAACCUUUGUUCACCAAGUGCAUCAUUGCUGCAAUGCCUAUGGCCUGUGUAAUGAGAAGGCUAGAACUGUCGUAUGCUCUGACCGAUUGUAUUCAAGUUUUUGGAUGGAUACCAUGCAUCUUAGCUACUCGUACUUUUUGGGAAAACACAAGCUUUGUGUUUUAGUUCAAGAGGGAUUCAUGAGCUAGUUAAAAAAAACCAUCCUUUAUAAUGGUUUUGAGAAAAAUAGUUUUCCCAAAUCUGCAGUGUCAAUCCACUUAACAUAAAUCACAAAGUGAAAUACUAAUGCCUCAAAAGACUGCUAAUACAUAGCAUUGUAGACCCACUUCCUUAUGAGUCCCUCUUGUAUACAGAAUAAAACUCAAAGAAGCAAGCCAAUAGGAACUUAGAGAAUUGGAAGAUAUGGAAUAAUAAUAUGGGGUGUUGACAUCACAGAGGCAUGUGUGAGUGGCACAUUAAGAACACUUGAUUUUGAACUUUGGCUAAACUAGAAAAGCAAAUACUAUUGAUGAUAUGGGUCACUAUGUAUGUUCUUGGUGUAACAUUGCAUUUGGGGAAUUGUCAAUUCUUCACCUCCACAUGGGAGUUCAUAUAGAGCUUGUUGGUCCAAAAGGCAGCUCUUCUGUUGAAAUACCAGGAGGUCAUAUGGUGUCUGAAGUUAAGGAAAGUUCUGAUGAGCAAGGGGAGUAUUAUUGCAAAGUAUGCCAGAAAUAUUUCAAUAAUCUGGGCAUCUUCACCUUUCAUAUGCGUGCUCAUUGUGAAGGUAAAAGUUUUCAGUGUACAAUAUGUGGUGUAGUUUUUUCAACAAAAAGUGCUGUGUAUAAUCAUGUAUGUAGUCAUGUCAAUGAAAAGCUUUGCAAGUGUACAAGAGGACAUCUUGCCUUGCAAGGAAAGGAUGAUCAGCCAAAAAUAUUUGAAAGUGCAAAUGACCUCCAUAAAUGUGGGGUAUGUGAUGGAGGAUAUAGUACAAAGAAGAGACUGGACAGGCAUACCCUAAAGCAUAUGGGACAUUUCAGUUGCUCCAUUUGUAAAAGGUCUUAUCAAGGUCAAGUUGAAUAUGAUAAGCACAUGGUAUACCAUGCUUAUGUGAUGUUUUUCCGAUGCGAGGUCUGUUUUGAGACGUUUGACGACAGGAUAAAGAGGGAUGACCACAUGAAGGUUCAUUCUUCUUCAUACUGUGGGGAAAUGGUCUUGACAGAUCAAAGUGGUGUUCCAAAGCCAUCUGCUUUGAAGGAUGGGGAAGUUUGGAAUGAUUGUAAAGAUAUUUCCGAGGAAAAAGGCUCCAAAAAACUGAAGUCAGGGUGUUUGCAAGGAAGUGAUACAGAUUUUGUACCAUUCAGUACCACUACGACAGUUCCUCAAACUGUACGUUCCCCAGUUUCACAGGAUUUGUUUCGUGGUAAAAAGAGGAGUGAUCUGCGUAGUAUACUCAAGGAUAUUGGUGUUUCACGUGGAACUGUACUGAAGAGAUCUGAAAAAGCAAAGAGUGACUUAGUCAGUGAAAACUCGAAUGAUAUUGAAGUGGUUUCCAAGGAGUCUCCAAAAGAAUACCAGGCAACAGUUGUAAAUGGUUGCAAUAUUUUUGAGAGGAAAUCAAGUCAGCGUAAGGAAAGUGGAAAGUACAAAUGUAAAUUAUGUUUCAGUGUUUGGAAGGAGAAACAUGCAUUUUGGCAGCAUUUACAUGAGCAUUCUGAUGAUGUUCCUUAUACAUGCAAAAUUUGUGUUGAAGUCUUUGAUGAUGUAGAAUCAUGGAAGGUUCAUAAAGAGCAGAAAUGUACCUGUGCCCUUUGUGGAAAAUUAAUGCAAAGAAUAGAUUAUGCUGUUCACAAUAAAGCCUGCCCUGUCAAUAACCCUUUCAAGUGUCUUGUUUGUUUUAAAAGAUUCUUAACAUCUGACUUAUUUAGGGAACACAUGAAAUCUCAUUCCAGAGAGCAGGCUUGCAGAUGCAAAGUAUGUGGGGAGGUACUACUUCUGAAAUAUGAAGCAGAGAGGCAUAACAAGAUGCACAAGAAAGAAAGCAUAGAUUUAGUCUCCAUGCCACUGCUAAGCGAAGAUGAGUUGUUGACUGUUACAUUAGGUGCUCAAAACCCUUUGUGUAAAGUGAAAUCAGAGCAUUCACUACAAACAUCAGAUGUUUCUGACAAAGAAAGAGAUGUGAAAGUGCCUUUGUCUUCAAUAAAAACAGAAAAUUACAUUGAAUCAGGGUCUGUUAACACACUGAGUGCCAUAAUUGUCAAGGAGGAACCAUUUUUUGAAGACAAAAAUGUUUUUAAUGAUGCUGUAUUGACUACAGAUGUAGAGCAAAGGUAUGUCGUCAUGGUGACUGAUGAGGCAAAUGAUUUUAACCAAGAUGAAAAUAUUGUUGACCCAUUAGCAUAAACUGUAAUUUGUUUUCUUGUUAAUUAUCUGAUAGUGAAUUCUUGUUAUAGAUGCCAAGUUAAUAAAAUAAUUUGAAUUUGCAUUACUAAAAUGUCAUAAUUUAUUCAAGAAUUUUUUUUUACCCUUUGAAAUAUUUACGUACUUAAUUUUCAUGAAAUGCCUUCUUCAAACCAGUUUAUACUAACUUUUAAUCUUUACAAAAAUGCUGUAUGGUAUUUUAUAAGUGUUAAUUCGUAUAAAUUAGUAUCCUUUAGUGAUUUUUCCAAUUUCGCUUGUAAUGUGUCAUAUUUAGUUGUGACUAAAUUCAUCUUGUCAUUUAUAUAUAGGUAGUUGCGCUUUACAGUGAGCAGGUUCUGUCAUUCAGGGACAUUGCUUGAUAACUGUAUUAUCAGAUUUUUUCUGUCUUUGUUUCAUUCAUUUAUCUGGAUUAAUUUUUUUUAUGUCAAGAAUGCUUGUCUGUCUCUACUGGAGUUCUUACGUGAAGGACAGUAUGCUGUUUGCAUACAAGUGAAAUAGAUUUGUAAUUUUUA